AUGCGCGACCAUGCCAGGUCCGAGUUCAUGACUAAAUGGUCGGAGGUACCCCUCACCUUCAGCCAGCGCAGACGUUACCCUGUCGUGGUAAAGGACACAAUGCACAAUAUCUACAUGGGGGGCGUACUGGUCGAUGGAGGGAGCUCCAUCAACCUCCUUUUCGCUGACGAACUAGAUGCCCUGCAAAUCCCGAGUACAUUGAAACCAUCUCCUUCCUUCUUCGGGAUUACCAACUACUCUUCAGUCAAGCCGUUGGGGCAGAUUGAGCUGUCCGUCACUUUCGGUUUGCCAAACAACUUCAUGACCGAGAGGGUCUUGUUCGACGUGGUGGACUUCGGGACUGCUUACAACGCAAUCCUAGGGCGACCAGUGUUGGUCCAGUUCAUGGUCAUUGCCCACUAUGCAUACCAGGCAAUCAAGAUCCCUAGUUCCAAGGGAGCCAUCACCAUUUUGGGCAACCAAAAGGCGACCUUGCACUGCGACAAGAGGAACCUCGACAUGGUUGAGCUAAUUCCUGGGUCAUAG
Messenger RNA from Phragmites australis (common reed), 525 nucleotides. RefSeq lists its product as uncharacterized. The coding region runs from base 1 to 525 and encodes 174 amino acids. NCBI's taxonomy places the organism in Eukaryota, Viridiplantae, Streptophyta, Magnoliopsida, Poales, Poaceae. The record is from RefSeq and is a predicted model, not a curated record. The transcript has a single exon.